UAUUUCAAAUUUAUCAAAACUCCGAUCGAUUCAAAGCUGAACCUUUCAAAAGACACGUGAACUAUGGCAACGGCGGUUGGGAUCGGAGAAGGGAAUUCCGGUGACGGCGGUGGAACCUUAUCUAAACUUUACCAAAGCUCCAGACGGCUCUUACUCAAGUCUCGAGAUGGUUUGGAGAGGCUCGAGCGUUUCGAGUACACUUCGUCAUCGUCUUCUUCCAUGCUGUCGUCAUAUUCAUCUUCGAUUGCCGUCAUGGACGAUCCUUCUGAACAACCGUUUGAUGCAGUAAGGCAAGAUAUCGCUCAGAUCCAGUCUCUUUGCUCCAAGAUGGAACUUCUCUGGCGAUCCAUAUCUGCCAAAUCCCAGCGUGAUCUCUGGAAAAGAAAAGUGGAACAAGUGGCUGAAGAAGCUGACUCUUUGAAAGCUAGUCUAGAUAAAUACAAUUUAAGACAUCAGCGGCGUAUGCAAGAAGCCAGGGAGAGAGCAGAACUGAUUGGGAGAAGUAAUGGUGAUUCAUCCCAUGUUCUGAGGAUUUUUGAUGACGAAGCACAGGCAAUGCAAUCUGCUCGUAGUUCAUCCAGAAUGAUGGAAGAAACCCUGGCAACAGGUGUGGCCAUUCUAUCUAAAUAUAGUGAGCAAAGGGAUCGUUUGAAGAGAGCCCAACGUAAAGCACUGGACGUGCUCAACACUUUAGGGCUGUCAAAUUCUGUAAUGAGACUCAUUGAGAAGAGGAAUCGCAUUGAUAGAUGGAUCAAAUAUGCAGGGAUGGUCUUAACAAUCGUAAUUCUGUUUUUCAUUUGGAGGUGGACAAGAUGAUAGGUGUUAUAUCAUCAAGUGGACCAUUAAAACGAGCAUCUUUUCUUGUGGUAGUAUUGAGGCAAUGAAACUUUUAGCCCCCUUGACAGGAAUUGGGGGAAAUUCGACUUGAUGUAGCAUUGCAAUGUAAAAUAUGAAAACGUCAUUUUUGGAAACACUACUGGUGUAUCAAGGGAGUUGACAUGUUUAUGCUGAAUGAUGUAUGCCAUUGUGAUCAAAAGACGAACCACUGCUGUUUCUUUCAA
Messenger RNA from Solanum dulcamara, 1061 nucleotides. RefSeq names its product membrin-11. Gene Ontology annotation, molecular function: SNARE binding; SNAP receptor activity. Bases 64 to 816 code for a protein of 250 amino acids. Gene Ontology annotation, cellular component: Golgi apparatus; endoplasmic reticulum membrane; late endosome membrane. NCBI's taxonomy places the organism in Eukaryota, Viridiplantae, Streptophyta, Magnoliopsida, Solanales, Solanaceae. Gene Ontology annotation, biological process: vesicle-mediated transport; vesicle fusion. The record is from RefSeq and is a predicted model, not a curated record. The transcript is spliced from 4 exons.